This is a messenger RNA of Suillus bovinus, 3318 nucleotides long. RefSeq lists its product as uncharacterized. Gene Ontology annotation, molecular function: protein binding. NCBI's taxonomy places the organism in Eukaryota, Fungi, Basidiomycota, Agaricomycetes, Boletales, Suillaceae. The transcript has 9 exons. The record is from RefSeq and is a predicted model, not a curated record. Bases 1 to 3318 code for a protein of 1105 amino acids.
AUGGCUCAUCGUCGAUGCGUCUCUUCAACCUCAUCAGAAUCAGACUUUUCUUCAGCAUCAUCGCUUAGAACUUCCCAAACUCCUCCAGUGGAGAUAUCCGGUUCCAGUACCGAGCCCUUGAAAGGGAUAGAACAUAAGCGUAAGUCGUCAGGCAGCGAUGAUGACAGGAGUUCAAAACGUCUACGAUCGCAAAAACAAGAUAAUGAGGAGGCGAACCACCCAGACCACACCCAGGACCCAGCGGAGAUGCACCUCAGUGGAGUGCAACCAAUCAUCACUGUCAUUCGCGCGACUGAUCUCACUCUUGGCCUCCGACGGAUCCCCGCUGGCUUCCAUGCAGUGAUCAAGGCUGACAGUAUUGAGGAAGACUCUAGGCCGUGCGAGCCACGCUCGGAAGUCUGGGUUAGCGUGUAUGCCUCAUUCGAAUUGGGCCCCAUGCUCUGUCACGGAGAGCUCCUCCGCACGUUCGAGAUCUCGGUAGGAAAAUUACUGGAUCGCAGCGAAAAAUACUAUCCCAUAGUAUUUCAGCCACAGGAGCAGGAAGUCGUAUCCGCUUGUACUUCACUUUUCUUGACAGUGGAGCAGCAACUUUCUAAUCAAAACGAUGCCGUGAUUCUUUGCCCCCUUACUACUCCUGCAUCCCGCGAUAUGGAUGCAUUAGUGCUGGGGACGGAUGCCGGACAUGGUCUUCUCGCACAAUACCGUAGAACCCAGAACAGCAGGGAUCUCGAGGAAUCCAUAAACCAAUUUGAACACGCCUCAGAUAUCUGCCCCGUAGAUCAUCCCUGCCGCCCUGCAGUGCUGUUCAAUCUCGCCACCGCAAAGUUUGUUAGUUGCCAAGUUGAGGGAAGAUAUCUCGACCUCGACGUCCCUAUUUCUCUGUUUCAAGGCGCCCUCGACUUGCGUCCCACCGAUCAUCCGGACCGAACGGUCACGCAGCUGCAUCUUGCCAUUGCUCUGCUCUUGCGCUUCGCGAAACGGGGAUUUCAAACGGAUGCUGAUGCAGCCAAAGAGUUGCUGAGCGAAGUCGUCAAUGUCUGCCACGCCAACAGCCACACUCACAGAGCGGCUGCGAUCGCAAUGGAAACAUGCGCUCUACAUUCUGCCAGAAGGAUUAAUGCAAAUGAUCUCGGGCAGGAGUGGCACGCCCCAUCCGUUCCGUUAUCGCCGAAUCAACUUGCUGAUCAAGUACAGCGGUGUUUGGAGAGAGAUGAACCUAGUGCCUUAGAUGAAGUGAUAUUCCUUCAUUAUGAUGCACUGGGAUACUACAACGCCCAGCAUGCUUGCCGAGGGCAGUUGCUAGAUAAUCUAGUUGUAAUGCUACACACUCGCUUCAAGCGUCGAGGCAAUGACACAGACUUGGAUCAAGCGAUCGCACUUCAGAUGGAAUCGCUGGCUUCGUGCCCGGUCGGUAACACGGAUCGGUCCAUGUCAUUAAUCGACCUCGCAGAUGAACUCUCCUCCCGCUUUGACCACAGAGGCAACGGCGAAGACUUGGAUCAGACUAUCGCACUUUACAGGGAAGCGCUGGCUUUGCGCCCGGUCGGUCGCACAGAUUGGUCCAUGUCAUUAAACAACCUCGCGAAUCGACUUUCCUCCCGCUUUGACCACCGAGGCAACGGCGAAGACUUGGAUCAGGCUAUUGCACUUCACAGGGAAGCGCUGGCUUUGCGCCCGGUCGGUCACAAAGAUCGCGAAGACUUGGAUGAGGCACGAGAGAACCUACUCUGUGCAUUGACGUUGUUGACGCAGCAUGAUCCUCGUCAAUUGACAGUCCAUGAAUCUAUAGCCAAGGUCUAUCUAUUAUUUCAUCGUUCAGAGCUUGACGGUACCGGCGCUGGCUCAAAUACAGAUAGUCUGAAUGCUGCCAUGCAUCAUUUUAAGGCAGCAACAAAUAUCGUCUCUGCAGGCUUGCUAUCCCGCCUGCAGGCAAGUCUACUUUGGGUACGCCAUGCUGGUCAACAUUCACAUGGUACUCAAAUGGAGGCUUAUGCGUCUGCUAUGCAACUUCUGGAUGCUCACAUGUCUGCGACGGCCUCCGUAUCAUCUCGUCAUAAUGCCAUGAAGGGAAUCCCAAGCACACUCGCCGUGGAUGCUGCAUCGUGUGCUCUUCGUAGUGGUGAAGUGGGUCGCGCUGUUGAGUUGUUGGAGCAAGGCAGGACUAUCAUCUGGACCCAGAUGACUCGACUCCGCGCGCCUCUUGACGGGCUCCAGACUUGCGGCGAUCAUGCAGUGGCUCUGAUGAAGAAAUUCACAGAGCUCAGUUCCCUCCUUAAUAAACCUCCAAGUCAUCCAGAAGGGACUCAAAGAGUCGAUGUGGAAGCAGAAGCCACCCGGUACAGGCGUCUAGUGGAGGACUGGAAUGGAACUGUGGAAGAGAUCAGGAAGAUGGAAGGCUUCUCUCGCUUCCUGCUUCCCCCUUUGUUCUCCAAUCUUCAAGAUGCAGCUCGUGAUGGACUCGUCGUCAUGCUCAUCGCAAGCACAUCGUCUUGCGAUGCUAUCAUUAUCCCGCACAAGCAAUCUCCCACCAGCAUUCAACUUCCUACUGAUAUUCAGAAACUUGAGAAGUUGGUACUCACAUUCCGAGAGGCAGUUGACAAAGAGACUGGGCACCAACGAGCGCUAACGGGAGCUUUGAACGACUUGUGGAACAAUGUCGUCGCCCCAGUGGUCGAAAAUUUGGGCGGAUUGGGACGACCAGGUUGCCGAAUAUGGUGGUGCCCGACGUCUCUCUUCAAUUUCUUGCCGUUGCAUGCUGCUGGCGAGUACAGAGAGGGGGGGAAGUUUCUUUCGCAGCAGUAUAUCUCUUCAUACACCCCAUCUCUCACCGCGCUGAUCAAGGCUCGCGCAAGUCGUGACAGACCCACUCGGUGCCCUUCGUCGCCAUCGGUCAGAAUUGCCCAGCCGGUUACUCUUUCACUUUGGAAGCUGUGGAGCCUGAGCUGGAAUUGCCUUUCUUAUGCGCGACCAGCCUUUUUGCUCCUUGAUAUUGCACAGAUGGAUCUUUCUCGGCAUCAUUUUGCCUUUCUUUCUGCCUGUGAAACCGCGGUCGGUGACUUCAGUACGCCCGACGAAGUGAUACACCUAGCGGCUGGCCUGCAAUUUGCUGGGGUUAGGAGUGUCGUCGGGACGUUGUGGAAGGUCAACGAUGAUACUGUGCAGCGCUUAGUCAAGGCAUUCUACGAAAGGUUUUGCCAGGGUGGCACAAUGAAUCCCAAACGAGCUGCCCAAGCGCUGCACCAUGCGGUCCAGUUGUUGGCUAAAGACAGAGACAUACCCUUGGCCCAGCGCAUAGUGUUCGUGCAUAUUGGCAUAUGA